CUUGUAAAAUCAGUCCGGGAAUAUGUAUAAAACACCAUAUUUCCAUAAGAAAAAAUAUGUUUUCAAUAAUAAUUAAGGAGAACGUUAUGGCUAUAUGACAAUGGUGGAAAUAUGUGAUAAAGCGACUCGAAUUAACGAGUUCUGCUUUCAAGGUAGUGAAAUAAUAAUUUUUUACAUUUUAUCAAAUAUGCACCCGUAUAUUUGACCUACAAUAUUAAACAAUACAACUAACCGGGUUAUCUAACAACUGCAAGGUUUUUAAGGAGGUAAUACAGUCCAAUGGCAACAGCAGACGACUUGGUACAUUGUCCUAUAUGUCUAGAGAUAUAUGAUAAACCACGUGCCUUGCCGUGCUUACAUACGUUCUGUAACACGUGUCUACAAGAGUAUAUAAAUGCAGCUGCACGUGUAACGCCAGGAUUAACUGGGUUCGAGUGUCCGCUGUGUCGCCGCCACACACCAAGUCCAGGCUCGGCAAAUCAUUCUGCUUGGUCAUCUCUGUUUCCAUUAAACCAUAUCAUCGUAACUCUACUUGAUAGUAAAAAUCUAAAACCUACAAGUAAUAGGACAAACGAUACACAGGCAAAUAUAAAUACGAAUACUUCGAAGUCGAUUCCAGUAGACGAAGCUCCAACAGAGACUUUGCUUGAUGAAGAAACUGCAGGAGAUAACAGAUUUGACUUUGAAAAAGAGCAUAGAAUCUGCACGGAAGAGCAAGAAGAUUCGUCAGCGUUCCCACCUCCACCAUACUGGGCUCACCAUCCCCCAUCCCACGGAUUUCCGCCUCCACCAUAUGGACCCCCACCUCAUCAUGGACCCCCACCUCAUCAUGGACAACAUAGACACGGUCUCCGACAUCAUCCUCAUGGACCGCCAAGACAUGGACCUCCUCCUCAUGGACCUCCUCCUCAUGGACCUCCUCCUCAUGGACCUCUUGAACAUGGACUCCCUCACCACUGGCCCCCACAUGGUCACCCUAGACACAGGGGGGGUGGUUGUCAUGGAAGAGGGAGAUUUCAUCAUCCACAUUGAUCGUUGUGUGUAUACUUGAUUAAGAGACAUCUUUAAUGUAUUAAAGAAUAUUAACAUUUUAUAAGCAAUUUUGUGUUUAGCCUACAACACAUCGUAUUGUUUAAUUAACCUUAUUUGACAUGUAAUAUAUGUGGCUGUCAGUUUUAGUGUUGAAUCUCGCGUGAGAGUCAAUAUUAGUUUUGAAUCUCGUUUUAGAGUCAUUAUUAGUGUUGAAUCUCACGUGAGAGUCAAUAUUAGUGUUGAAUCUCAUUUUAGAGUCAAUAUUAGUGUUGAAUCUCACGUGAGAGCCAAUAUUAGUGUUGAAUCUCGUGUGAGAGUCUCAUGUUGAAUCUCAUCUAAAAGCCAAUAUUAGUUUUAAAUCUUAUUUGACAGCCGAUAUUAGUGUUACAUGAUAUAAAUCUUAUGUGAAAACCAAGAUUAGUUACUUUUUAA
Messenger RNA from Ruditapes philippinarum (Manila clam), 1464 nucleotides. RefSeq lists its product as uncharacterized. Gene Ontology annotation, biological process: positive regulation of DNA-templated transcription. Lineage: Eukaryota; Metazoa; Mollusca; Bivalvia; Venerida; Veneridae. Gene Ontology annotation, cellular component: chromatin; nucleoplasm. The transcript has 5 exons. The record is from RefSeq and is a predicted model, not a curated record. Gene Ontology annotation, molecular function: ubiquitin-protein transferase activity; metal ion binding. The coding region runs from base 280 to 1032 and encodes 250 amino acids.